GUUUGCUGCUGAUCUUUCACCGCAGUUUUAACACUUAUGGUUGUUGGAAUCGGUCUUUUAUUCCCGUUCUGCAUGGUGGAUAUUAUUUUCAGCACACCUUUCCUUGGUGCUAUGGGGGAUCAUUGCAAAAGGAAGCAUGGAAUAGCCCUGUGCGUGGGCUGUGGAAGUCAGAUCCACGACCAGUACAUCCUCCGCGUUUCCCCGGACCUCGAGUGGCACGCCGCGUGCCUGAAGUGCGCAGAGUGCCGGCAGUACCUGGAUGAAAGUUGCACUUGCUUCGUGAAAGACGGCAAGACUUACUGCAAGAGGGAUUACAUUCGGUUGUUUGGGACCAAAUGUGCCAAGUGCAGUUUGACUUUCAGUAAGAACGAUUUGGUGAUGAGAGCCCGAAACCGGGUCUAUCACAUCGAGUGUUUCCGCUGCGUGGCGUGCAGCCGCCAGCUUAUCCCUGGCGACGAGUUCGCCCUCAGAGACGACGAGUUGUUCUGCCGGGCCGAUCACGACGUGGUGGAGAGAGCCUCGGCCGGGGGAGACCCCCUUAGCCCGGAGCCGACUAACAGGUCCCUCCAGAUGGCAGCAGAACCCAUUUCGGUCCGUCAGCCACCCCUGAGGUCCCACGUUCACAAACAGCAGGAGAAGACGACCCGGGUACGGACGGUGCUGAAUGAGAAACAACUGCACACGUUACGGACCUGCUACGCCGCGAACCCCAGGCCGGACGCCCUGAUGAAAGAGCAGCUGGUGGAGAUGACUGGCCUGAGCCCCAGGGUCAUUCGGGUCUGGUUUCAAAACAAACGCUGCAAGGAUAAAAAGAAAACGCUUCUCAUGAAACAAAUUCAACAACAGCAACACAGUGACAAAACUAGCCUGCAGGGCUUGACUGGGACACCGAUGGUAGCAGCCAGCCCCAUCCGGCACGACGGCUCCAUGCACGGCAGCGCUGUGGAGGUGCAGUCGUACCAGCCGCCCUGGAAAGCACUGAGUGAGUUUGCACUUCAGAGUGACCUCGAUCAGCCCGCCUUCCAGCAACUGGUAACCUUUUCGGAAUCGGGUUCGUUGCCGAACUCCUCUGGAAGUGAUGUGACCUCUCUGUCCUCGCAGUUGCCGGACACCCCGAACAGCAUGGUCCCCAGCCCCGUGGAGACGUGAGCUGGGAGCUGAGGAUCCCCUAGAUUCGGCCGCCGCAUGCUCCCAAAGCCCCGCAUGAUCAGAGCGUAGCUGCCAGCUACCAAAUCGGCUCUCCUCGCUGCCGGUUUUAUACACGUACCUCUCCAGGAGACUCGCAGAGACUGCCAAAAAAAAACCCGAAAUGCACAUGGAUUUUUUAAAAACUCCACUACGGAACUCCUCGUUGAAAUAACCAGUUGUAAAUAUUUUAGAGCUUCAGAAAACCAGAGAGGCGGAGAAAGAGGUGGACGCCAGUGUUCAAACGAUCCAACGGACUAGAAGGGAAAAAGAUUUUUUUUAAUGCACAAGACUGUUGGACAACAAUCGUCCUGAUUCCGGCUUGAACAUGUUGCAUCUCAUCCGGUGUUGUGGCUACGGGCUGUAUCACUGUCUCAGAAAUGAGGGUCCGUCCCGCCAACCCACCUUCCCCUCCCUCCUCACCCACCGGUUCCACUCUCCCUAAACAGAAACACAAGCAGUCCUCCUCCCGUCCACCAACACCUCGGUUAAAUCAGCAUGACUGGAAAAUCGUUUAAUUACCGAAGUUCUCCCCUCACCCCGUCCACGAGUUGUAAAGUAUAUAGUGUAUGUACCGAAACCAACGGAGGAUAAACCGACCCAACCCCUUAAUGGAACGGAGUAAGUUAUUGCUAUUUAUUGUAAGAACCGCAUUUGAAACUGGGAUUAAAUAUUUGAUGUUAAUAAAGAAGUCAAGUGUCAACUGUGCAAUGUACGG
This is a messenger RNA of Mobula hypostoma (lesser devil ray), 1903 nucleotides long. RefSeq names its product ISL LIM homeobox 2a (gene isl2a). Gene Ontology annotation, biological process: axonogenesis; neuron fate specification; positive regulation of transcription by RNA polymerase II. Lineage: Eukaryota; Metazoa; Chordata; Chondrichthyes; Myliobatiformes; Myliobatidae. The transcript is spliced from 6 exons. Gene Ontology annotation, cellular component: nucleus. The record is from RefSeq and is a predicted model, not a curated record. Gene Ontology annotation, molecular function: DNA-binding transcription factor activity, RNA polymerase II-specific; cis-regulatory region sequence-specific DNA binding. Bases 37 to 1149 code for a protein of 370 amino acids.